Messenger RNA from Chenopodium quinoa (quinoa), 1140 nucleotides. RefSeq lists its product as uncharacterized. The coding region runs from base 1 to 1140 and encodes 379 amino acids. Lineage: Eukaryota; Viridiplantae; Streptophyta; Magnoliopsida; Caryophyllales; Amaranthaceae. The transcript is spliced from 2 exons. The record is from RefSeq and is a predicted model, not a curated record.
AUGAAUAGGCUAGAGAAUUUCAUGAUGGCUCAAUCCGAGAAGCUGAAUGAAUUCAUAUUGUCUUGUAAUAAAAUGUUUGAGGUCCUAUUUACUCAUGGAAAGAUGCUUGAGAACCAAAUCAAUGAACUAGCCAUCCCUUUGAGAGAUUGUGCUAGUCCUCUUUCUUUACCCUCACAAGAAGUUGAUUUUAGGGAACCGAUGUGUGCUAUGACCACUAGGAGUGUUAAGGUCCUUAAAGAGAGUGUUCCUAAGAAGAGUAAGGAGAGUGAAAAGGAGAGUGAUUCGAGUGAAGGGAACAAGCAUGAAGAGCCUAGCAAGAUGAGUGAGGAUUCCAUGAUAAGCCUAAGGAGAAAGAGCGGAAGCAAGAUGAGGUAUAAAUUGGAUGAACAAUUUGGGAAAUUCGUCGAGAUGCUUAAGCAACUUCAUCUUACUCUUCCUUUCACCGAUGUGGUGGAACAAAUGCCAAACUAUGCUAAGUUUCUUAAGGAAAUUUUGAGCGGUAAGAGAGCUUGCAAUAUGGUGGAACCGGUGAAUUUGGGGGAGUGUUUUAGUGCCUUUAUUCAUAAUGACCUACCCCAAAAGUUGAAAGAUCCCGGAAAUUUCUCCGUACCUUGCAAAAUCAAAGGAAAAUUGUUCCACAAUGCUCUUUGUGAUCUUUGUGCUAGUGUUAGCAUCAUGCCUUAUUCCGUUUUCAAGAAACUUAAGCUAGGUGAGCUCCUUCCAUCCAACAUGACCCUUCAAUUGGCCAAUCGGUCUAUUAAGUUUCCAAAGGGGAGAGUUGAGGAUGUUCCUCUCAAGAUAGGAGAGUUCACCAUUCCCAUUGAUUUCAUUGUGCUUGAGAUUGCGGAAGAUGACCAUAUCCCUUUCAUCUUAAGAAGACCUUUCUUAACCACCUCGGGAACCUUGAUAGAUGUUAAGGGAGGUCGUAUUACCUUGAGAGUUGGUAAGAAUGAGGAAGGUUUUGAGCUAAAACCAACGCAUGAGUCUUUGUCUCUUGUGAAAGGAAUUAUAUGUGUUAAUUCCCCUCGCCCUAUUGAUAAUGUAUGCAUGAUUGAUUUUUCAACUAACAAUGUUAUUGAGAAUUGUGAUGAUGUGCUUUUGAGUUGUGAUUGCAAGAAGGUUAGUGAAGAAAAAACGUAG